This is a messenger RNA of Racocetra fulgida, 1028 nucleotides long. Lineage: Eukaryota; Fungi; Glomeromycota; Glomeromycetes; Diversisporales; Gigasporaceae. The record is from the annotation of a GenBank genome assembly.
AUGAACAGCAGAGAAAGUCAAAGAGAAAUAAAUCCGAAACGUAUUAAAAAGAAAAGAAGAAAAGAUGAUGAGGCUAGUUCGACUAGUAGCGAUACUGGUAUAUAUUGUUGGUACAAUUAUAAUAUACAUACGAUACUAAAUUGGUUAUUUAAUUUAGAUAUAAAUCGAAAUAUGGAUGAUUCACAAUCUUUUAUGUCUAAAAAUACUGUAAAACAAAAGCAUCCAAUUUUGAAUACUUCAUCUUUAAUUAGAAAUUAUUCAUCUGGUAGUCCUGAAGGCUUUUAUGUCCAGCAUUUGUUGGCGUCUAAUGACAUAUCACUUUUUCAAAAAGAAGCCAUUCACCUGAAAGUACUUAUGAUCGACAUUCACCAACAUAUAAUAUCACCCCAUCUCUCAGCCAUACAAGAUUAUGAUCAACAGCCUACAUCUCCUUUAAUUGGACCAUUUAAAAGUGAUCUUGAUGUUUGUCUAUAUUUAGUACAACAUCCACAAAUUGUUGAAUUGGCAUUAAGCAUGAUGAAAGCAGGUGGUCAGGAGUCUCUAAUUAAUCAGGGUAAGACUGAUAAAUUCGAUGCACUUCCAGAAAGGAAAGCAACCCAAAAGGUUGUAUUACGAAAACGUAUCAAUUCUAAAAUUCAAGUUUUGAGUUCACAAGAGAGUUCAUCCGAUGUAAGUCAGUUUAAUAAUGACGAUUUCGACUUUACAGCUUCGCAUGACUUGAAUAGCACUUCAAAUAUGUUGAGUAGAAGUGACCAUCUUAUUAAUGACGAUUUCGACUCUACGGCUUCGCAUGCGUUGAAUAGUGUUUCAGAUAUGUUGAGUAGCAGUAACCAACUUAUUAGUGACGAUUUUGAAUGCAGUUUUUCUACAACUUCAGAUGCAUCGAAAUGUGUACAAACCCUAGUAGAUGGCGGAAUUAAUUUUCAGCCGCUGUCUGGAGAAUAUGGCCCUUAUUUUAAAAACUUUACGGAGAUGGCGUGUUUUACUUGGGUUACUAAACAUUUGAUAAGUAAGUAUAUUGAUGGAAA